Messenger RNA from Drosophila hydei, 2379 nucleotides. RefSeq names its product proline dehydrogenase 1, mitochondrial (gene slgA). Gene Ontology annotation, molecular function: FAD binding; proline dehydrogenase activity. The transcript has 12 exons. Lineage: Eukaryota; Metazoa; Arthropoda; Insecta; Diptera; Drosophilidae. The record is from RefSeq and is a predicted model, not a curated record. Gene Ontology annotation, cellular component: mitochondrion. The coding region runs from base 254 to 2320 and encodes 688 amino acids.
AAGCAAGAACAAAAUAUACAAAAACAGCUGAGUAACAGCAUCAGUCGCAGCAGCAGCAGCAACAUCAAGAAUAAGAAAAGCGAAACGUGAUUAAAAAUUGGUAUAAAGUGUGCUACGAACCAAGGCGAAAACAGCGAAGAGAAACGAUUGCCCGAUUCGCUUAUUCUCUCGAUUCUACCUAUCUGUAUCUCUCGCACACGAGGAGUUGUAACUCAUCUGCUUAAGAGCCCAACAGCAACCAAUUCGCUCUGUAAUGGCUCAACUUCGUUCCUGGAACGCAUCACGCACAACAUUUAAAUUCGCUUACUAUUGUCGCAGCGCAGGCAGCUUCUGUAGCGGCAGCCGAAACGGUUUUUUGGGGGGAGUAACCGAAUAUUAUUACAACAAUGUCAACGGCAACGGCGUAAGUUGCCUUAAAAGAAGUUUACAUACAUCAUGUACCGGCGCCAACGCCAGUAAAAGUGCUGUGUUGCACUGGCAGAAUUCGUUGUUGAGUGACGUUCGCUGUCUGCACUCAGCAGCGCAGGACAAGCAGGCGCAGGUGUCAGUCGUUGAUAGGACGCAGCACGUCCAAUCAAAGCAGGAGGGUGUCAAGCCACAGCGUGACCCGCUCGACGUUAGCUUUAACGAUCCAAUUGCGGCAUUUAAGAGCAAAACAACAUGGGAGCUGACACGCGCCUAUUUGGUCUACAUGAUCUGCACCAGCGAAAAGAUUGUUGAGCAUAAUAUGACGCUUAUGAAAUGGACAAACAAAAUGUUGGGUAAAAGAUUAUUUACAGCAUUAAUGAAGGCAACAUUCUAUGGCCAUUUUGUCGCUGGCGAGGAUCAGAUCAAGAUAAUACCCACCUUGGAAAGACUUCGCUCCUUUGGCGUUAAGCCCAUCCUGGAUUAUUCCGUCGAAGAGGACAUCACUCAGGAAGAAGCUGAGAAGCGUGAAGUUGAAUCUUCUGUGUCAAGUGCGGGUGAUAAUGAAAAGGAUGCUGGUGCAUUGCCUCAAUAUCAUGUGGAUAAAUCUUUCGCCGAUCGUCGCUAUAAGGUGAGCAGUGCUCGUACCUAUUUCUAUCUAAACGAAGCGACCUGUGAGCGAAACAUGGAAAUCUUCAUCAAGUGUCUGGAAGCUGUUUCAGAUGACGAUGCCAAAGAUCCACGUCCUGCACCCGACGGCGCCACCUUCGGAACAGGCAUCACAGCCAUCAAGCUAACUGCCCUCGGCCGUCCCCAGUUGCUGUUACAACUGUCGGAGGUCAUAAUGCGCACACGUAAAUAUAUGGAGGCACUUGUCGGCGGUCAGGGCAACGUGUUGACCCAUCAUAAGACCAUCAAGGAUCUCGAGAAGUAUUAUGCAAGCGUUGGCGACAACAAGGAUGUGCAGCAGUUCUUACAGAAUGUCACGUCUGAUAAGGAGGGCAUAUUGCACCUGUUCCCCUGGUCAGGCAUUGUUGAUGAGAACUCCCAGUUGAGCGAAACAUUUCGUGUGCCCGAUCCACUGACUGGUCAAAUGCGUCGAUUGAUCUCACAAAUAUCGCCCAAAGAAGAAGAGAUGUUUAGAAACAUGAUACGUCGUCUAAACACAAUUGUAAAGACUGCCGCUGAGCUGGAUGUCCGCAUUAUGGUUGAUGCGGAGCAAACAUAUUUCCAGCCAGCUAUAACACGCAUCACGUUGGAAAUGAUGCGUAAAUACAACAAGAACAAGGCCAUAGUAUUCAAUACCUAUCAGUGUUACUUGCGUGAGACAUUCCGUGAGGUGGUCACAGAUUUGGAACAGGCAAGUCGACAGGGUUUCUACUUUGGUGCCAAGCUGGUGCGAGGCGCUUAUAUGGAUCAGGAGCGUGCUCGGGCUCAGGCGUUGGGAUAUGCCGAUCCAGUAAAUCCCAACUACGAGGCUACGACCGAGAUGUACCACAAGACCUUGGCCGAAUGUCUGCGUCGCAUAAAGGUUCUGAAGGAUUGCGGCCAGGAUGCUCGAAAAAUUGGUAUUAUGGUUGCUUCUCACAAUGAGGAUACGGUUCGCUUUGCCAUCGAAAAUAUGAAAUCGAUUGGUAUUUCGCCAGAGGAUAAGGUCAUAUGCUUCGGUCAAUUAUUGGGCAUGUGUGAUUACAUUACUUUCCCACUGGGCCAAGCAGGUUACUCGGCGUACAAGUAUAUACCUUAUGGACCCGUUGAAGAGGUGCUGCCAUAUUUGUCGCGCCGUGCUCAAGAGAACAAAGGUGUUCUUAAGAAGAUCAAGAAGGAGAAACGAUUGCUUCUAAGUGAAAUACGUCGUCGUCUGUUCAGGGGUCAGCUCUUCUAUACGCCGAAGGGCAACUAUGUGCCCAUCUAAAGUGGACGAAACAUCAGCUUAUAGAAAGACACGCCAUCCAUUAUAUAUGUGUAUAUAUG